UACAGAUGAUGCGGAACAGUAGUACUAGCCAGCUUGUGCACGAGCGACGCGGACGUGUUGUCGCGUGUGGUCGUUUGAGUGCAUAUAUGUUUUGCAUUCUUUUGCCAUUCCCGCCUGUACAUGUACCAUAUUUUUGGAAAAUCAAAUGAUCGCAAAUUUUUGGAAGCCAAGUCAGUGCCGCUAGAAGCAACAACAUCGGGAGCGGCUCGCGGGACGAUGUCGAUGCCCUAGUGCCUCUGCGCUCUUUCCCUUCCAGCGCGUUGCCCGUUUCGACCGCCACGACUAGCAUAAGCGCUCUCAGCACCCACCUUGCGUCAGUGCAGAAAUCGCACCCGUGCAGCUACUGAUUUUUUCAAACUUCUGCAAUGGAUGCUUCCGUUCGGUGAGACGAGGUUCAAUUGCGACACGUCACCGUUGCCUGACAGAAAGAACAAAGGGGGCGAUAAGUAAACAACUGCUGCACAACCUCCGUCGCCGACCGACAACAGAGCGAGAGCGCACCACCACCACACAAUCGAGACCCAGCACGUGCAGUUCGUCCAUAAUGGCCUCUGCAUUCUCACCCCCGCCGCCCGCGGCGCCUCAGAACAACCACACCUCAGCCCGCAACUCCACGUCUUCCCGGAAAAGUCUCGUCGUGGGGGACCGGGUGCAUGCGAAGUGGACCCAAAACGGCUCCUACUAUGAAAUGCAAUAAGCGUCGCACUCGUACAGGAGAUGGCAUUUGCAAUCAUGCAUGACAAGUGAAAUACGAAAUUGUCUUUAUUCCCGAGCUGUACACGCAUUUUAAAUUCUACGUUUCCUCUUCUUGCGCAAAUUUGUGGUGUGAUUUGUACUAAGUACGAAACUUUUGCAAUGCAUACCUACUACCCAGCGGUGAUUCGGGAGCUGAAAGGCGGGGAAGUCGUGGUGGAUUGGGACGAUGGGGACACGGUAGACCGCGUUAUCGCGCUUUCCGACGUUUCCAAGAUCGAGGACGCACGACCCUAUCCCAGGCACCAAAUAGAGGACGCGGCCUUUGUCCAAGACCUACCAAACAAAGGUUUAUUGCCCUUCUUGUCCUAGUUUUUCCGUCACUCGUGUGGCAUUGAAGAUCAAGAUGUCCUACUUGCAGCAUUGAGACUAACAGCGCCUCCAUGAUUCUCGAAUGUUGCUUGUUUGCGAGGUGUGUAACAAGCGCCAACUCUAACUAUUUCACCGCCGACUUCAAAUCGAACCAUAUACAACAAGGUCGCUGUCUCUUCACCCGCUACGCGCUCCGCUCGGGGGAAGUCAUUUUUUGCGAGGCGGCGACGCUGGUCGCGAUCGAAAGCAGGCACCAAGGUUUGUGGGACGCCUUGAAGUCCUUACACGAGGAAGAACAGUUUGAGCUCGGCACCUGGACCUUCGCCUACGCAGCAUUGCUCAGCCUGCUAGAGCUCGGCUCAUCGGACUUGCAGGUAAGGCAGAAGGGAAAUAACUUGUGGGCGAGGGCGAGAGCGUGGACGUGAUGCGUAAUGCUAAUGCUGCUGCAAGAACCGCAACACCGUCUGUCAGCAUGCUAGUUCUACUGCAAUUCAUGUAUAAAUAUCCAUCGUGAUCGGUUCGGCAUCGGCAUGUGCUGCUUGUUGGACUCAUACACAAAUGCUAUGCAGGUCGUCCAAGACAAAUUCGUUCCGGAUGAGGAGAAAGAGGUCGUGGGCGCGGACGUGCACCGGAUUUUCAACAAGCUCGGGUUUCCCCAGAAUUUUGUCGCGGUCAAGAGCGUGAUGCCUGCCGACACGUCGGCCGUGUUUCCCUCCGGCAAGAAGUUCACCAAAACGCUCUUGCAAACGCUGAUCAACGUAUGCAUUGCAAAAGUACCGUACUAGUAUAAAUCGCAUGACAAAUUAGCUGAGCAUGAGAAACGCAAUUUGUCAUGCCGAUUUGCCUUGGGAUGGAGAUUUGUAAUGCAUGACUCCGAUUACUACGAAUACGAUACUUUUGCACAGGAUACAACGCCUGGCGGUACAACAGUUUCGGGCACCACACGGAGGACGGACUCGUUCUGUACAACCGGAUCAGCAUGUGUGCGCACUCCUGCGACCCGUCCUGCUGUUGGACGUAUGGGGAUGACGACUCCUUCGUGCUGCGGGCCCGGGUGGCCUUGGAAGCGGGCUCCGAACUCACCAUCAGCUAUCUUCAGGUAUACAGGGCGGAGCCAGCGCUGCGCAUCGCAGCGCUCGCAUCGAAACUUGAUUUUGAUGAUGCUUCUAGCCUUACGAAUCCAUGACUUCUUCCUAGUAGAAAAAGCCCCACAACUACUUCCUCUCUUCAGGACGAAGACCUAUUGAAGAGCACAGACGUCCGGCGCGAAAAGCUCGAGAACUGGAAGUUCACCUGCGGUUGCACGCGGUGCAACCUGAAAGUGGACGUUAGCCGCGGCUACCGGUGCCUGCGGUGCCGCGCGGGGGCGCACUACUACAAGGAGAACUACAACCCGUCCGAGACGGAGCAGAUUCGCAAGCAGUACACGAAGAACGAGGAGGAAAUGCGGUUCCAAGCCACGUCGUCCAGCAGUAGUCCGAAGUGCAAGAACGUAAAUUUACAGGAGAAGGAGAAGGACCACAAGCUGUUCACGUGGAAUGUUCCGCGGGUGAAAACGGCCGUCGGGGAGAGCACCAACUUCACCGGGUUUGGCCGGCAGAGCCAGCAGCUGCUCUACCAGGACGUGUGCUCUGAGUCGACGCGGUCCGCGUCCUCCUCGUCCUCCUCCUCGUCGGCCAGCAGCAGCUUAUGAGAGUGCACAGCUCCCCCUCCCCGUCCCCCUUAUUUGUGAUGCAAAAUCCCAUAUCCAAGCGCUGCCUUGUCGCACCGUUUCCACCAUGACAGAUUCUGGAAGCCUACAAAGUACUACACUAGCUACGCGCAUGAACUUGUCAUGCGCAGGCUCCAUGUGCACUGGUGUUUCUAUUGCAGCUCAUGCAACACAAAUGAGGGGGAGGGGUAGUACUUGUGCACCUUCAUACAGCUCCGCGCUCCUCCACGGCCGAAUCGUGGGGUCGGACCCGGCUAUCAAAUGCAAAAAUAUCUGGGUCUGGAAGGUUGGAGCUUGUGAUGCGAGCUUUGGACUCAAAAAAAAUCUGUAUUGCAUGAUCAGCAGGAGGAGUCUAGUUUGUGCUACGCGGGGAGGGCCUUGGUCAUGCGGAAUAGGCACCAGGAAGCCCUCUAAAAAUCUGUGAUGCUAGGUCAUACAUUACAGACAUCCUGGGUCAUGCAAAAUAUGCAUGACAAACCCGGCAACACUCCAGACCCAGGCAUUUUUGCAUUUGAUACCGGCCGGCAAACGGCAAAACCCGAGCGCCGCGUCCCCCACCGCGCGCAGCAAGAGCGGCCAGAAAUCGCCCGUGAAAAUCAGCCGCACGGACAAAUCACCGGGAGGAACAAGUGGGUCCUCCAAUCGCCGGAGCAGUGGCGUGAGGGAGAAGGACGCUUCAAAUGGAAGGAAAAGCGCGUCGCCAGGUAGAGGAGGUGGUCUACUUCGCGAGGCAGAGACCAACGAUAUGAACGACGAGCCAAAAAGCUUGUCUCCGGCUUCCAAGAAGGCCAAGAUACGGCCGAGCGAGCGGCUGACCGCCUGCGACGUCUGCGGGGAACCCUGCACGGACUUUGCGGCCGAGCAGUGCUUGUCUCUGGAGCCGGAAUAUAUGGAGUUCUCAAAUGUUACGUUCUCAACUGUUACACGAAUUUGUCAAAAAACAGCAAUAGGGAAAGGGGCAAGCUUGCGAGUCGUGCAUCACAAAUUUGGCCCAGAGUUAGAUGCUGUUUAGCCCUCCGAUAAUUUGUCAUUCGAAGCAGCUCGAUCGUCUGGCGGCUCAUGGUCAUUUUGCAUGACAAAAAAUCAUGUUGUAACAGUUGAGAAUGUAACGUUUGAGAACGCCAUAAAAUACGUACAAAGGAUUGAGCAACUGGACAAAACAAACAUCCAGGACAUGGAACUGGUAUUUUUAUCUUGUUGAUGAUGAAAGAUUUUCUUUAUCGUCCUGGUCAUACUCGUGCUUGUUGUUUCCCUCUUUGCAACAAAUAUGGAUAUCCACUUCCAGCAAACUAACGCCACGACGUGGUCUCGUCACUAUAAUAUUACAAAUACUCUUAAUGAUUAAAGGUAUACAAUGCCACCCUGGAUUUCUUUCACGAGAAUCAUUGGUGCGUCUUCCAGUGCGAACAACUGUUAGGCGAGUACUACACCGAGACCAGAAAGGACCUCGGUGCCUCCAUGCUCCACCAGCGCAAUCGCAUCUCCUAUCACGAGCGCACGUUUGGGCGUCCCUCGUUCAUCUGGGCGGGCGAUCUCGAAGCCCUCGCCGACAACCUCCAGUCGAUGGCGCAGCCCGAGACCGGGGGCACUAAAAGUGGCGGCAGCUCCCCGUCUGCCGGCGGAGCCAGCUCUCCGAGCCGCGGGUCGAGCGCGAAUCCGCUGAAAAGUGGCAAUAGUAGUUCUCAAAGCUCGCCGGCGGACAAGGGGAAAAACAACCGCGAGCGACUUUCCCGACUGUCCGAGUGCCUCACUCUGUACCGGAAAGCGCAGUCGCAGUUUGCCAUACUGUGCGGCCCGAGCCACCCCUACUCGCUCGCAACGCAAAACAAGUGGCAUUCCGUGCAACAUAGGAUAAACGCACUAGCAGCGCAGCACGCGGCGAAAAAAGCAGAUGGGGUGCCGGGAUAAAAAAUGGAAGGCAAAAUAAAGUUGGAGACGGAAGAACGCAUGUGGACCGACUCCAGAGCAGUCCGCCUGGUCACGAGCCAGAGAGUAUCAGAUCAUAUCAAACAAAACAAAUACCGGAGAACUUUCUUUCACCCGAUCAUGCUUUGUCUGGGUAUAUUUCGCGCACCGCAUAUAUGACCGUGACCCAGCAACAGCAUGAGCAGGUAGAACUGCUCACUUUUUUUAUGCGCAACAAAAGUGUACAAAAUAAAAAUUUGGACAUAGCAGGAGUUUUGUAGCGCCGCCAGCGCUUCGAUGCUGUUUUUGCGACGAGCACACGGCUUGCUUCUCAUGCGCGAGAUCGGGCAAUGUGCACGUGCUGACUGUGAUAACCGUUGGUCCUGACUUCUUGUUUUUGAAGCAGAGCCUUUGCUCUUGGAAAAUCAGUCAUCAAAAGACACUGGCUUUCUAAGUUGCGGCUCUUUAUAAUUUCGCUCGAUGAUAAUAGACAGUGCGCACAUAUUUUCUAUACCGAUACCGAAUUUAGAUUUUACAUUUUGUAUACGAC
Molecule: messenger RNA, 5231 nt
Organism: Amoebophrya sp. A120
Lineage: Eukaryota; Dinophyceae; Syndiniales; Amoebophryaceae
Source: the annotation of a GenBank genome assembly